CACGGCCCCAGGCCAGUGACAGGUUAUAGGGGAAAUAAUUGCGGGCUCAGGCGGUCGCGCUAGGGACCGUUGGUCGAAAGUGGCGGAUGGAUCCACUUUUCUACAGCUGCACGGAACAGUCUACCAACCUAGAGCAUCCGGAGGACUCUUCAGCCUCGACAGGACUGCAAACUGACCGCGAGGCUGUUGCGCAAAGAAAGUGUGUCCAGUUGUGCUUUGCAGCGCAAGACAAUACCUAUCUGCAGAUGCUUUGGAACUCGUUCAAGUCCAUCCGGCGACGGUGACUGAUCACCAUGGCGCCUUCGAGGAGUCCUCCGCCGAGUAGUCGGCUGCUUGGCCCCGUCUCGAGGUUCUGGCACAAAUCCUAUGCG
Messenger RNA from Lasiosphaeria miniovina, 371 nucleotides. RefSeq lists its product as uncharacterized. The transcript is spliced from 2 exons. The record is from RefSeq and is a predicted model, not a curated record. Bases 87 to 284 code for a protein of 65 amino acids. NCBI's taxonomy places the organism in Eukaryota, Fungi, Ascomycota, Sordariomycetes, Sordariales, Lasiosphaeriaceae.